This is a messenger RNA of Nematostella vectensis (starlet sea anemone), 1455 nucleotides long. RefSeq lists its product as uncharacterized. Bases 564 to 1319 code for a protein of 251 amino acids. The transcript is spliced from 2 exons. The record is from RefSeq and is a predicted model, not a curated record. Lineage: Eukaryota; Metazoa; Cnidaria; Anthozoa; Actiniaria; Edwardsiidae.
UUUAACACCGUGUUAGGAGGUGCUGCCUGGAGCGGGCAAGUUUUGGCGACAUGUAUCCUAGUUUAGCCACGCAGAGGGACAUUGUAGCGCGCAACAAAUCCUGUAGCAGCGACAAAGAAAUGUUUUUGUGAUAGUUGAGAAACAUUUUCGUGUUGCGCUCUUCAAAAUUUGUCGCGCACUAUUUGUUUUUGGUGGUGGCUAAACUAGGAAUCAUUUAGGAGGCAUGUGGCACGCUUGCUACAUGUCGUGUUGGACAUGUCGCAAGUCUAGCCAGGGUCUUUAGAAGAUUUUCAUCGUGGUGUGAAGAACAACUGCUGAAAUUUAUCAGACAGAGUGCUUAAAAUUUUACUUCUGACGGUGGACGGGCGCUGCUUUGUCAUCCCAGUGUGCAGGAUAUUUUAAAAUAAGUAUCUUUUGCUUUGACGCUCGUGUGUGUUUGCGGCUGACCACACAGACAUGUACUUGUAAAAACCUGCUGGUAACUUUAAAAAUAACCAAACAACUCAAUCCAACUCUCAAUACAUAACUAACCUAGGUGGUUAUAGGAGUAUCGAGUCCUUCAAAUGCAGGGAGAGUUCGAGAGUAGAGUAGAAUACCUGAAAAGUUUGCUAAACAUUGAAUUCUACGGCGCGUGCGAUGAUACGAAGACGUCUAGCUCUCCUCUGGGUCCGCAAAUGAAGCAACUCCACCAGAAUGUUUUACAAGGAAAAGUGAGAUCCAAAGAAGUGGAAAUUCUUCUUCAAAACAUCGCGCAACUGAGGAAAGACAUCAAAGCUAAAAGCAAUGACAACCUGACAAAGUUUACACGUAAUUUUGAGUGCUUUUUGAAGCUGAGGGAAGAACGAGAGUUUUUGAUAUCUCGCGAGAUUGAAAGAGAAGAGGAGAGCUUCUGUGCUCUAGUUUCAGGAGUGCAAACUGCGAGUAAGCCAGUGGAUCAGCUUACAGAGGAUGAGUUCUGGGGAAACUCACAGCAGCUUUUAGGAGGAAAGAUUGUUGGUGAUUCACUUGGUGGAAUUGACCCGGUAUUUGGCGCAUUACUCAACCCAACAGGAGGUAUGGUAGGUCCUGGUAGCUGCAGUGUUACACACAGUCUCCUCUAUCGCGAUGGUAACGCCUUCUCCUAUCAUGCCGCUGUGCACGAUGCUUGCGGAUACCUGUUAACCUAUCACGGUCUGGGACCUGGGUACAACUACCUCGGUCACAAGUGGACGUUCCAUCCGACAAACUCAUUUUUCGCCGGUCAAUAUUCCGGUUAUAUGUUUUUCCGUGAUUUAAUAAAGCGUAAUGCCGAAGAAAAUAUAGUGGUGACAUAUUACUAACUUCUGUGUCAUUUUUUUUAGUUUGUAUAUCAAACCUCAAAUAUUGACACCGUCACAAUACAUUGGAGAUAAAAUAUAUACAUAUAGAUGUUGUGUGAGUUUUGGAUAGACUAAUGAAACAUUAGACAUUUGUUGA